AUGUUUGAAAACAAAUUGGAAACCAUCUCUUUUUGAAUACAAAUCUAGGAGUACAUACGAGUAUCCGGAGCCAAUGGUUAGUCAUUGGUAUCCUUUCUUUGCCAUGUCUCAGCUUCUCCUUCGCCCUGAUGCGACGAGGGAAGUGUUGCUGAACGUGAUUUGACCGACGCAUGACGGGACGAGGACGCAGGUAAUGGGCUCCGAACGGGCCCGCUCGGAGGGAGUGGGAUCAUCCGCCGAGCACCCGAAGUCAGCUGGUGGCGAAGCGGGCGACGCACACCACACGGAUAAGUCUCCUCGCCGAAACCCCCUUCGAGACUGGUCAGACGACGAUGAGGAGACCCUGACGCACGUCGGUGGUGAAGCGACGCCAAGGGGAGGAGACGGCAUCAUCGACCCCCCCAAGGCGGCUGAUGCCGGAUCAUCCCACGCGUCGGCUGCCACAAGUCGGCCGCACGGGAAGGCGGACGUGGCGCCGAGGAAACCGACCGCGAAGCGCACGGCGGACCCGGCCGCCGCCGGCAGACCGCCCGUCAAGAAGAGGCGCCGCGCCGUUCCGGUGGCGCUGAUGAGACCAUCCGUCUCGAUGGUGGUUGGGUCACCACUGGCGCUGGUGUUGGCGGUGAUAGAUGUCGUGUCUGGGGGUGGCUUCGCGUUUCGGAGGUCCCGGAGCAGCGCCAUUGACCGGGACAAGGAGGUGGCCGAUGAGGACCUCAUCCUGAAUCCGACGACGCCGAGGGCUUGCCCUAGCGGGACCGAAACAGGGUCCUGUACGAGAUGGAGGCGGCAUCCUGGGCCUGGGCCAGGGCCGCAGAGGCGAGGGAGUGGGCCGUCGAAGAGUCGGCAUGGCCGGAGAUGCCGGCGGGGAUGUUCUUCGUGCCGCUGAUGGAGGAGUAGCACGGCCUGGAUGGUCGGGCGGAGACUGCGGUGGACGACCGGGAGGUCGUGGUUAUUGGCGAUGGCGGAUGGGACGUCGUAGGUGCCGAUGGGUGGGGAGCCGCAGGGGACGGUGGAUGCGGGGCCGCAGGCAACACCGGCCGUCGCGCCAGGGUCGAGGCCCGCCACGCAAGAGACGGCGAGCCACAAGCACGCCCUGGUGGUUAGGCAGCCACCAAGGGCACGGGUGGACGAUGGCGGGGUGGUGCCUCCAGACGACUUCGGCCUGCUGCUAGAUGACCCGUAGGGCAGCUUUGAGGAGUUGGGUCCUUACGCGGACGAGGACGCCGGUUGGACGACAUCCGCGUCUCGAUGGACCCGGAGGCCACCGGGGAGAAGCCGGUGGCUGCGCAACCCGACGCGGGAGCCGUCUGAAGCCAAAGCCGUCCUGUUUAUCUUUUUAUCAUUUCUGUUAAGUAGCAGGUCCACCCACUCACUGGGGUGUUGGUGAAUGUAAUGAACUUUUGGCCUUGGGCCCAUUUUGUUGUAAUGUAAAUAUUUUUGUGAAUGUUUAUGCUUUUGCU
Molecule: messenger RNA, 1460 nt
Organism: Triticum urartu
Lineage: Eukaryota; Viridiplantae; Streptophyta; Magnoliopsida; Poales; Poaceae
Source: RefSeq, a predicted model, not a curated record